Molecule: messenger RNA, 954 nt
Organism: Aspergillus glaucus CBS 516.65
Lineage: Eukaryota; Fungi; Ascomycota; Eurotiomycetes; Eurotiales; Aspergillaceae
Product: putative JmjC domain protein
Exons: 2
Coding region: 1-954 (317 amino acids)
Molecular function (GO): 2-oxoglutarate-dependent dioxygenase activity
Source: RefSeq, a predicted model, not a curated record
AUGAAGCUUCAGAAAUGGCUGCUGACCUGCCAUAACCCCCGGGUUGCGCCUGCGCGCGCUUUUACGGCUUUUAACCAGCGCUUCAAUUCCUCCGCAACAUCCUCCCAUCGGUAUCGUCCUCUUGAACUCCUCCAGGAUGGCAGCACAGAUCAGUUUCGCGAACAAUGCUUCGUCCCAGAACGACCUGCGAUCCUCCCGCGCCAAUUCUUCCGCGAUAUCCCCGCCGUCGAACGCUGGUUUCACCCGGCUACUCAGAAUGAUACCCCACGGUUACGAUUGAACACAGAAUACCUAGAGCAGCACGGCUCCAACGCCUUCGUCCCCCUAGAAAUCACCCAACCUUCGAGCCCCAAAUCGACGGAUUCAGAACUCAGCUUCCGCCAAUUCCACGCCCCGCUAAGCCUCUUCCUACAAUGGAUGCGAACCGCCGAAACAGACCCGGCACAAUCAACCCGGCUGUACCUAGCACAAUGCCAACUCUCCGACCUUCCCCAGAUCCUUCGCGAUGAUUUCCCCGUGCCAGAUCUUGUGGCGCGUGCAGGGAGAGGUGAUGUCUACGAUGCGAACGUCUGGAUCGGGCACCCGCCGACAUACACCCCGCUACACCGCGAUCCGAACCCGAACUUGUUUGUGCAGAUGGCGGGGGAGAAAGUGGUGAGACUGGUGAGUCCGGAUGACGGUCUGGGAUUGUUUGCGACCGUGCGACGACAAUUGGGGAAGAGUGGGGAUCGUGAAGCCGCGGCGAUUCGGGGAGACGAGAUGAUGCAGGGUCCGGAGAGGGCGUUGCUAGAAAAAGUGGUUUGGGGUGAUUCCGACACACUGGGCGUGGAGAAAGAAGGGUAUGAAGCUCGUCUGAGGCCUGGGGAUGGGUUAUUUAUUCCUAAAGGAUGGUGGCAUAGUAUCAAAGGUGUUGGGGAGGGAGUAACUGCCUCGGUCAAUUGGUGGUUUCGAUAA